CUCGGUGCGCCCCUCAUUUCCUCUGACUCUGUGUGAGAGUGUUGCAACAAUGAAAGUUUCGGAGAUUUCGAUCAAAUCAACAACCACCGGAACCAACAACAACAAUAACAAUAUCCAGAGCAGUUCGGGGCAACCUCACAAACCAAAACCCCCUUUCAGACCAGCUCAAGAUGACACCAAGCCUGUCCUGCAAGAUCCAAUUCUGAGAUCGGACCCGUUGGAGAAUGAGGAAGCUGUGCUCCGAUUGCCUCCUUUCCCUGUUACCAGUAGAACAAAUCUCGGUCCAAAAUGAGUUCAAUGCUACUAUAUUGUUGUAUUGUACCUUUCUUCUUACGUUUUCUAUCUUUUGGAAUGUGAUGUUGAAUAUGCGUUCAGAACCAAUUGUGCUUCCCUUCAAAUGAGAAUUAUCGGAAUUUCUGUUUUAU
Juglans microcarpa x Juglans regia is the source of this 425-nucleotide messenger RNA. RefSeq lists its product as uncharacterized. NCBI's taxonomy places the organism in Eukaryota, Viridiplantae, Streptophyta, Magnoliopsida, Fagales, Juglandaceae. Bases 50 to 292 code for a protein of 80 amino acids. The transcript is spliced from 2 exons. The record is from RefSeq and is a predicted model, not a curated record.